AGCCCGCCGCCGUCUUCAGCCUUCCCUCGCCUCCUCCUCUCCUCUGCUUCCUCACAUGGCGGCCGUCUCGUUCCACCCCGCGCCAAUCUGCGGCGGAAACGCCUCCUCGAAGCUCGGCGAUGGCUUCCCGAAGCUUCUCGCCCUCCCGGCGAAGCUGCUCUCGCCGGCCGCCGGGUCGUCCCGCCGCCGCCGCUCGCGCGGGGAGCUGGCGGUGGCGUCCGCGGGGAGCGUCGACAAUCCAAUCGCCGCCGCCGCCGACAACGCCCCAUUAUCCGUCCCCAACCCUCCUCCUGUCGCUCGGCCCAAGGUGAGGAGGCAUACGAUUUCCGUGUUUGUUGGUGAUGAGAGUGGAAUGAUAAAUCGGAUUGCUGGAGUCUUUGCGAGGCGGGGAUAUAAUAUUGAGUCCCUCGCUGUUGGUCUGAACAAGGACCGGGCCCUCUUCACCAUAGUUGUUUCAGGAACUGAAAGGGUCUUGCAGCAAGUUAUGGAGCAGCUUCAGAAGCUCGUGAAUGUGUUGAAGGUUGAAGAUAUAUCUAAAGAACCCCAGGUUGAGCGUGAAUUAAUGCUCAUAAAAGUCAGCGCCGAACCCGAACAUCGUCCUGAGAUUAUGUGGUUGGUGGACAUCUUUAGAGCACAGAUCGUGGAUAUUUCAGAGCACUCCUUAACAAUUGAGGUAACGGGAGAUCCAGGAAAGAUGGUGGCGGUGCAAAGAAACUUAAGCAAGUUUGGCAUCAGGGAAAUUGCAAGAACUGGAAAGAUUGCUCUUAGAAGGGAAAAAAUGGGCGCAUCUGCUCCAUUUUGGCGAUUUUCAGCUGCUUCCUAUCCAGAUUUGGAAGGAACCAUUCCUGCUGAUUCUGUAAUUGCAGGUGCUAGAGAUAGAACAGUUCCUGGUGAAACUGAUGCAUAUGUUGGGGGAGAUGUUUAUCCAGUGGAGCCAACUGAUGGUAUCCGUGUCAAUCAAGUGCUUGAUGCCCAUUGGGGCGUUCUCAAUGAUGAAGACAUGAGUGGACUUCGGUCACACACUCUAUCAAUGCUCGUUAAUGAUGCUCCUGGAGUUCUCAAUAUCAUUACGGGUGUCUUUUCAAGAAGGGGAUAUAACAUUCAGAGUUUAGCUGUGGGACAUGCAGAAGUGGAAGGACUCUCUCGCAUUACAACUGUGGUUCCUGGUACCGAUGAAUCAAUCAGCAAGUUGGUACAGCAACUUUAUAAGCUGGUAGAUCUCCAUGAGGUUAAGGAUAUGACUCACAUACCGUUUGCUGAACGUGAGUUGAUGCUGAUAAAGAUUGCUGUAAAUGCUGCUGCUCGGAGAGAUGUCCUUGAUAUUGCCAGCAUUUUCAGGGCAAAGGCCGUUGAUGUGUCUGACCACACAAUUACUCUUGAGCUUACAGGAGAUCUGGAUAAGAUGGUUGCGCUGCAGAGGCUGUUGGAACCAUAUGGCAUUUGUGAGGUAGCUCGAACUGGGAGAAUAGCAUUAGUACGUGAGUCGGGCGUUGAUUCUAAGCACCUGCGUGGAUACUCUUUUCCACUGUGAGUUAUGAAGCUAGUCAUGCUAAUGGGAAGUGCGAUGCGAACAAUGGUUAUCUGCCAAUUUCCAGGGAUCCUAGAGUAGUUACGUUAUAUCAAUGCAGAAGAAGUAACUUACAAUGAGCAAUGUAGAAUUUCCAUGUGUUGUCCUACGUACCGCACGUGUGGAUGGAGUUUUGCAUCUUUAGUGAGGGAACAGAAAUUUGCAUACUAGAAGUCUGGAAGUUCUUGUAAAUGGGUUGUUUGUCUUUCA
Molecule: messenger RNA, 1777 nt
Organism: Syzygium oleosum
Lineage: Eukaryota; Viridiplantae; Streptophyta; Magnoliopsida; Myrtales; Myrtaceae
Product: acetolactate synthase small subunit 1, chloroplastic
Exons: 12
Coding region: 56-1531 (491 amino acids)
Biological process (GO): L-valine biosynthetic process
Cellular component (GO): cytosol
Molecular function (GO): acetolactate synthase activity; acetolactate synthase regulator activity
Source: RefSeq, a predicted model, not a curated record